Molecule: messenger RNA, 564 nt
Organism: Trypanosoma cruzi
Lineage: Eukaryota; Euglenozoa; Kinetoplastea; Trypanosomatida; Trypanosomatidae
Exons: 1
Coding region: 1-564 (187 amino acids)
Source: RefSeq, a predicted model, not a curated record
AUGACGUCCAAGAAAAAGUUCAAAUGCCCCUCCGUCAACCCGCAGCUCUACGAGAAGAGCAUGAAGCCCUCCGUGACGAUAGCCAUGGGCUUCAAAACUAGUCACGGCGCCUCGUCCUGCUGGCAGGCCCAAGUGGAGGCGGAGGAGCGGAUCCACAGCAACUGGUCGAAAAAGUACAAUAAGGGUGAAGAGAAGAGACGCGUUGAGGCCCUCGAACGCACACUGGAGCGCGAGGCGGAAAGAAUCGAGGCCUACCGCAAGGACAAUGAUGCCCUGCAGACCAUCCUUUUCCGCAAUGACGGUGUGAAUCCACGUGGCGCCGCUGCCAUGUACCUGAAGGCACGCAACGCACUGUCCCCGCAGGAAAAGUACAAGAAGCCGCAGACAUCCGCACAGGACAUCGGAUGGUCAGUGCCAUUGGCGAUGAAAAGUGAGGGCCAUUUUGCUGCCUCGCGCCUGUUAAAUUCGGCGGCGCGUAUGAAUCAGUCGGCCACGGCUUACAGGAGACCUGACGACGCCGACCACGCGGAGCUUUUUGGCUACAGCCUUGAACGCCCCUACUGA